UAUUUAUCCCGUCUUGAAAUUCUCCCAUCUAUUUAAGAACCAAGAAGUGGAAAAGAAAAAAACCAACAGAAAUGAAAAUGUCUUUGUGCUUAAAAUUCAGUCUACUCAAUGUUUUUGAGAUUAUCUGUGUCAUAAUCCUAGUGGGAUCAUGUAGUUCCAGGAUAGCAGAAUGCAGAAAUGUAAUGGUUUUCGACAAGGAUACAUCAGUGGAAUAUCCUGCCAUAAAUUGCCGUAAGCACAGUGCAUUUUUGACAGACUAUGGAGGAGUUGGAGAUGGAAAAACAUUGAACACAAAGGCAUUUCAAGAUGCUAUUGCCAAUCUAAGUAAAUAUACUUCAGAUGGAGGAGUAGAACUUAUUGUACCACCAGGGAGAUGGUUAACUGGAAGCUUCAAUCUCACUAGCCAUUUUACCCUUUUUCUCCAUAAGGAUGCCGUUCUUCUUGGUUCCCAGAAUGAGGAAGACUGGCCUAUAAUUGCUCCAUUACCUUCUUACGGGGUAGAAAAAGAAUUUCCCGAGGGAAGGUUUGCGAGCCUCCUUUCUGGGAUGAACCUCACCGAUGUUGUAAUUACUGGUAACAAUGGCACAAUUGAUGGCCAAGGUGCUCCCUGGUGGGAAAAGUACAAAAAACGUGAAAUUAAGGCAACCCGACCUUACCUGAUUGAGCUUAUGUAUUCUAGUCAGCUCCAAAUCACAAACAUUACUUUCAUCAAUUCUCCAUCUUGGCAUAUCCAUCCUAUUUAUUGCAGUAAUGUGUAUAUCAAACAGGUGACGAUUCUAGCCCCAAUAGAGGUGCCUAACACAGAUGGGAUUAACCCAGAUUCAUGCUCAAAUUGUCUGAUAGAAGACUGUUACAUCGUAUCGGGAGAUGACUGCAUUGCAAUUAAAAGUGGGUGGGAUCAGUAUGGACUUAAAGUUGCAAUGCCCACAGAACACCUUGUUGUAAGAAGGUUAACCUGCAUUUCCCCUGACAGUGCUACCAUUGCCCUUGGUAGUGAAAUGUCAGGCGGUAUCCAGGAUGUUAGAGUUGAAGAUGUUAUAGCAGUCGACACACAAUCUGGUGUCAGAAUCAAAACUGCAGCUGGAAGAGGAGGCUUUAUAAAAGACAUUUUUGUAAGAAGGAUGACCAUGAAAAACAUGAAGUAUGUUUUCUGGAUGACAGGUGCUUAUAAGUCACACCCAGAUGAUGGGUUUGAUCCAAAUGCACUAGCUGAGAUUACAGGUAUAAAUUACAGUGACAUUGUUGCAGAUAAUGUUACUAUUACAGCAGCACUUGAUGGAUUUUCUAAGGCUCCCUUCUCUGGAAUCUGCAUUUCCAAUGCGACUAUAACAUUGAGUGAAGAUGCAAAAGAGCUGCAAUGGAACUGCACUAAUGUGAAGGGAGUUUCAAGUCAUGUGACUCCUAAACCUUGCGAUUCAUUACCUGAACAAGACACCAAAUGCACUUUCCCAGAAGAUAAGCUGGCAAUUGAAACGGUUAAGAUGCAGACUUGUAAAGCUACUUCAAUCUAAUUAAAGUUUGUUAUCACUGCUUGAUGGUUGGCAGAAUUAUGAUCAACAGUGUUUUAGUCCUUCAAAAAGGCAACAAAUAAAAAGAACAAAAAAAUAGCAUAUUUGUGCUGUUA
Molecule: messenger RNA, 1624 nt
Organism: Jatropha curcas
Lineage: Eukaryota; Viridiplantae; Streptophyta; Magnoliopsida; Malpighiales; Euphorbiaceae
Product: putative polygalacturonase
Biological process (GO): carbohydrate metabolic process
Molecular function (GO): polygalacturonase activity
Source: RefSeq, a predicted model, not a curated record